Messenger RNA from Megalops cyprinoides (Indo-Pacific tarpon), 957 nucleotides. RefSeq names its product putative nuclease HARBI1. The transcript is spliced from 4 exons. The coding region runs from base 1 to 957 and encodes 318 amino acids. NCBI's taxonomy places the organism in Eukaryota, Metazoa, Chordata, Actinopteri, Elopiformes, Megalopidae. The record is from RefSeq and is a predicted model, not a curated record.
AUGUCGUGCCCUUUCAUGGAAGGUCCAAUUGACAGGGAGGCUCAAAUUAUUCGCCGAGAGCGACUUAUCAGACCUCGUUGUGAUAUUUUGUCAUUUUCAGAGGAGUCUCUUUGCGAGUGUUAUCGUUUUUCAUCACGGUCCAUAAUCUACCUCAACAACCUUCUUAAACCUCACAUCUUGAACAUCACUCAUCGUGGAUUUGCGUUCACAUCGUUACAGACUCUGUGCAUUGCCCUUCGUUUUUUUUUUGCCAAUGGCAGCUUUCUGUAUAACAUUGGAGAUGCUGAACACAUCGGGAAAACAAUAGUGUGCAGAUCCAUCCGAAAAGUGUGCCUUGCAUUGAAGCACUUUCUCCACAUUUUCGUUGUUUUCCCGGGACAUAAAGCAGUAAGGGUUAUCAAAGAGGAAUUCUACAGAAUAACAGGAUUUCCAAAUGUAAUUGGCUGUGUGGACGGAACACAGAUUCCUAUUAAAGCUCCAAGUGUGAACGAAGGAGAUUAUGUGAAUAGGAAAUCUUUUCACAGCAUCAAUGUACAGAUAAUAUGUGAUGCCACCCACAUCAUCACAAAUGUGGAAGCCAAAUGGCCAGGGUCUGUACAUGAUUCAGGGGUGUUUCGUGAGUCCACCUUGUACAACAAGUUUGAACAAGGACAAUAUGAUGGUAUCCUCCUUGGGGACAGAGGCUACCCUUGCCUACCCUUUCUGAUGACCCCCUAUCCUGACCCUGAGCCUAGAGCACAGUGCUGCUACAACCUGGCCUACUGCAGGACAAGAGCCAGGGUGGAGAUGACCAUUGGCAUCCUCAAGGCUCGCUUCCAGUGCCUGCGUGGGCUCAGGGUCACUCCAGAGAGGGCAUGUGACAUCAUUGUGGCAACUGUGGUGUUACACAAUAUUGCCACAAUAAGAGGAGAAAGAUGCUCUAGUGCAGUUGUAGACCAAGAUGAUGCACCUUCCUGA